GAGGCGGGGACGCGCGGCGUUGAGCUUCUGCUGGCGUCUUCUUGGUCUCCUCCGAGCCUUACUCUCAGCUCUCCGAGCUCCACGUCCCCGCGCUUUUCGACUGCCACGCAGACGCUCUUUCGGGCUCCCCAGUAAACCAUAACUGAAGGAACAUGAUGGAAGAGAGCGGAAUAGAGACCACCCCGCCGGGGACCCCUCCGCCGCAUCCCGCGGGACCCGCCGCGGCCACCGUGUCUUCCACGCCCCUUCCUUCAGCUGCAACCAGUUCUUCUUCGUCUCCAAACGUGUCCUCCAUUCAGCCGCUGCCACAGCGCGUGUUCUCUGCCCCGCAGCCGCCUCUCCCUCCCGCGGUGCCCUCCGCGCCCGUGGUGCCGCCGUCACCCGUCCCUGCUGGCCCAGCCCUCGCUGCUUCUGCACCUCCUCCGGGGGCUCUGGCGCCUGCCGUUGCCUUCACUAGCCCCCCUCUGUCCCACUUCCCCCCUCCGUCUUCCGCCCCCAACACUGUUGCAUCUGCACCCUCUUCCGGCCCUCCCACGUCGGGAUUUUCUGUUGGGGCCACUUACGACAUUACAAGGGGACACGCGGGAAGAGCUCCCCAAACACCCCUGAUGCCGUCCUUCUCUGCGCCCCCCGUAACAGGUAUUUUGCCGACUCCCAUUACUCAGCAAGCCAGUUUGACCUCUCUGGCACAGGGGCCUGGAACCACGUCAGCCAUUACUUUUCCGGAGGAACAAGAGGACCCCCGAGUUGGUCGGGGCCAGGAUGAAGCAUCUGCUGGUGGACUCUGGGGUUUUAUUAAGGGUGUGGCUGGAAACCCCAUGGUGAAAUCUGUGCUUGACAAAACAAAGCAUUCGGUGGAAAGCAUGAUUACAACGCUGGACCCUGGCAUGGCUCCAUAUAUCAAAUCUGGAGGUGAACUGGAUAUUGUAGUGACCUCGAAUAAAGAAGUGAAAGUCGCCGCCGUCCGAGAUGCCUUCCAGGAGGUCUUCGGCUUAGCUGUGGUGAUCGGGGAAGCUGGACAGUCCAAUAUUGCCCCGCAGCCGGUGGGCUAUGCGGCUGGGUUAAAAGGCGCCCAGGAACGGAUAGACAGUUUGCGUCGAACUGGAGUGAUCCAUGAGAAGCAGACUGCUGUGUCAGUAGAAAACUUCAUCGCAGAGUUGCUGCCUGACAAGUGGUUCGACAUUGGCUGUUUGAUAGUUGAAGAUCCUGUCCAUGGCAUUCACCUUGAAACGUUUACCCAGGCCACGCCGGUGCCUUUGGAAUUUGUACAACAGGCGCAAAGUCUCACUCCCCAAGACUACCAUUUGAGAUGGUCAGGACUUUUGGUGACGGUGGGUGAAGUCCUGGAAAAGAGCUUAGUAAACGUCACCCGGACUGACUGGCACAGGACGUUCACCGGCAUGUCUCGGCGACAGAUGAUCUACAGUGCCGCCAAAGCCCUUGCUGGCAUGUACAGACAGCGCCUGCCGCCCAGGACCGUGUGAGCGAGCGCUCUCCCCGGGCACAGAGACUCCUGCGCUUGGAGCUUGGCGGUACUUAGACCUUGUACCUCCCCUAGGGGGACAGCUUCAGUGAAUGCAGCAGUCUUGGUAGUUUGCCUGUGGGGUGGGGUGUUCUUUUCUAGAAAAGUGCGGGGUCAUUCCAAUAGAUGAAAAGAAACAGAUCCUUUCUGUGAUCUUGUCAUUUCGUGUACCACCGUUCUUAAAAAAAAAUCUAUAAUAAAUAUUUUUAUAGGACACUUUGAUAUACCAAAUUUAUAAGGUGCAAAUUCAUGUGCCUACUACAUUUAACUUAAUGAUAUGUACUUGAUUUUUUUCGUUGUUUAAAAAGACAUAACUCAUUAAAGAGCAUGUCAUUGUUUCUUUCCAGAUUAAUCUUGUUAGUUUUUGGCGCUGUGUGUGCAGGUGAUCUCAGGUCAGAUGCCGAGCUGCGUGCUCACAGCUGACCCUCAGACACCUUCUUGCAGGGAGAUGGUGUGCAUUUCUGUGCAUAUUUUUCACAUGGGCCAAAAUAAUGAAGCUGAUAAUUUUGUUACUGUUAUCAUGUACAUACAUAUAUAGUCUAAAAAAAAUUUAUUUCUAAGUAAGUUUUGGUCUUUCACAGAUUUAUACUCUGAAACGUUGGAGUGAUCGGUUUUGUUUGCCUUGACUGUAUGACGGCUAAGUGGCAUUGAUUCAAGUAUAUUUUAAAUUGUAAGCAUUGGGUGAUUUUCAUCUAAUACUAUUCAGUAUUUCCAAGUAAACUCUGAAGUCAGCUAUGAUUUCUCCUUCCACUCCUAUUUUCUCAGUUGUCGUAGAGAAAUUGUUCAGAGGAACUACUUUGUUAUUUAUGGAAUUGUAUGCCUCUUACUUUAAUUAAUGUUACUUAAUAUUUAGUUUGCCUUAAACACUGCUUUUUUAACCUGGUGCCAUUUUGCCUUUACUCUUUAUGAAAGUUUUCAAUGAAACUAUUUAAUAUUCAAUCUGGUUUAUCUAGUCCAUUGUGUUUAUAUUUAGUGAAAGCUUCUUUUUCUCCCAAAUAAUAUAUUUUACCGUUUUUGAAUUUAUAUAAAUCAAAAUUUAAAUAGUUUGUCUUACACUUUUGAACUCUAUAUAUUGCAAGUUCAUAUAAUUUUUUGGAGAUAAUUUCUUACAUAGGUGUUAUUUGAUUUUUAUUUACUCAUCUAUACAAUUCUGUAGAUGGACCAGAAUUAGCACCAUCUCAUAAAGGGUGUCAGAGCUUUUCCCUGCACUGUCCGUGCAUGUACUGGCUUCUUUGCAUUAUUUUGAGUACUUAAUUCAUUUUUGCUCUGUUUUACCUGAGGAUGAGAAGCAUUAAUUUCACUAUGGUUUGGUGAAAUUGAGGCUUGUCAUUAAAAAUAAUGAGAGUGAGAAAAGACCUGUCAGCAGUUGCUGUGGCUUAAUAGGGAUCGAACGGUUUUCUCUUAUUGCUCUUUGUGGAACAGUUUAUCUGUGUUUCCUCCAUCUUGUUAAUAAAAAAAAAAGAGCUUUUCUCUACCAUGUACUUUUAUUGUUUAUUUUUAAAAAGCUGCUCUUACAUCUCUUACCGUGGCCUUGGCUUGAGGACAAAACACAAGAAGGGAUGAAGGAUGCCCGCACAGUAUUUCUGCCACUUUUCCCCGUUUCGGGGAGUUUUAUAGAUCCUAAGGAAUGUCGUCGUCUUUUUAUUUCACCAAGUCUCAAAUGUUUUCUUUUCUAAGGGCUGCUUUCAAAGAAACACAACAAGGGACAUCCCUCAGAUGACAGUUUUCCCAGAGUCCUCAAGUGAGCCAGCUCUGCUGCGGGGGCCACGGCCGGGUGCUCUGCCGGGGGCAGCGCGGGGGGACGGCAGCCCGGGAGGCGGUUCGGCCCCCGAUUCGUUCGUUUCUUGGCCCACAGUUCCCGUGAGAGGCACCUGCACACGCUCCGUUUUCUCGGUCUCACUGCUGUUGCUCGCGCCCCGGCAGCUGCCGCCAGUGACGCGGUGCCGCGGGCGGGAGACGCGGGUCGUUGUCACCCAGCGCUCCGUGCGCCCUGCUCCUCCCGCUCGGUCCCCGCGGGCGCCAGCACUCUUGAUUUUUAGACAGACCAGCGGCUCUGCUUUUUUGUCCCUCUAGCUUCGCAGGCAAGCCAGACUUGAACACGGCUCUUGACCACUGUUCUGGUGAUAGUUUCUUCUUCUCAAGUGCUCCAGGAACUAUUUACGGAAUCUUCGCAGCUUGUCCACUUUUUUGUUCUAAUGACAUGUGUCAAAGACAACAGGAAAAAUGCAGGGAGAGUCCUGGAACCUCAGGUGACAGCCGGUUCUCAGAAGGUUCAGUUCAAGAGCCUCCCCCUGGAUAAGGGUGACCCGUAACCCCGGGCCCUGAGCCGCGCCACAGGCUUCCGGAUGGAAGGCUUCAGGCCGUCCUCCUCUUUACCUCCUGGGCUCUUCACUCCUUCCACGGCUUCGUUCCUUUGUAUCUUACGGAUUAAUGAGGUAGAAAAUCAGAUGGCUGAAUAUAUAGCCAAAUGGUAGUGUAAUGGGAAGUUUAAGGAAAGUAGUAUAUGCAUGUAUUCAAAAAUUAUGCAAAUUUGUGAUAUACUCAGGGUCAACUAAAUUACUUUAAUGUGUUGUUGAAUUUACUUUGUUCCUGAACUACAAAACAACCCGAAACAGGUGUGUGUGUUCUCUGAAGCCAAAUUGUUAUUUUGUGACCCAAAAGAUUUUGGGUUUAUGUAUAAAUUAUUUAGAAACUUGGAUUUUUACUCCCAGAAUAUGACAUUCCAUCUUAAGAUACUAUGCAGGAUUACGUAUUGGAUAAAAACAGUUUUGUAAGUAUGUAAAUAUGUCACAAAUAAAUAAUACCUCAAUUUA
This is a messenger RNA of Suricata suricatta (meerkat), 4335 nucleotides long. RefSeq names its product proline rich coiled-coil 1 (gene PRRC1). NCBI's taxonomy places the organism in Eukaryota, Metazoa, Chordata, Mammalia, Carnivora, Herpestidae. The record is from RefSeq and is a predicted model, not a curated record. Gene Ontology annotation, molecular function: protein kinase A regulatory subunit binding. Gene Ontology annotation, cellular component: cytoplasm. Gene Ontology annotation, biological process: activation of protein kinase A activity. The transcript is spliced from 9 exons. Bases 153 to 1484 code for a protein of 443 amino acids.